AACGAAUGUAGUAGGGCUCACUAAGAACCACUCACGCACACACACCCACAUAUGCUCGCUCAGCCACACACACACACACACACAACGAGGAUACAUCUGCAACAACCGCCACAAGUGACGGAGAGUAAUAAAGUUAUUUGUUAAUAAUCGUAUUUUGCCAUGUGCGUAUGUGUAUCGCUGUACUACAUUUAUUUAUUUUAGAGUUUAAACGAAAUGUGCGAAAUAAGCUAGAUCCGCCUGCCUCCUCUCACUGCUAACGGUUUCCCCCAGAUCCUUUCCUUACUCCCGGCCUCCUUCCUUGUCGAAAUCAGUCCGCAUACAAUUUAAAUGGGGAAAAACAUACAUAUAUCCUUCCAAGUUGUUGUUUUUGUUUGAUUGAGCAACAAUAACGACGCAGAGUGCAUACAAGAGAGGAAAAGAAAAGCAUAAACGAAACUGAGAUGAAAACACAAAAGAAAAUGGAAACUAAAGUAAAAGUAAAAGUAAAGGUUAAAAUAAAGGCGACAACACAACACUAUAUAGUUUAUACAUAGUAUUUAUAUGAAUCGUGUAUUGUAUAUGAUAAUAUGCUGUCUAAUCCCCUAAUCCUAACACACACAAACACACAACAUACCCAUUACAUCUAUAAUUUGAAUAUUUUAUUUAGUUGUUUAAACAUCCGUGCGUAAAAAGCGAUCUAUAUAUAUAUAACUCUAUAUAUUAUGAUUAUGAGUAAAUUAAAUAAUAGUUUUUAAUAGUUUUUAAACAGAAACAGAAUGGCUAAGCUCUCCCAAGUGUGUUUUUAUUCCGUAUACGGUGUGUCCCGGGUGGUUAUUUCAGUGUCAUGGCAACCGUCGAUUCAAGGACCAAACAAAUGAUUCCUGCUAAAACGUUGCCCAGAGUGGUUAGUUAGUUAGUCACUCACUUGACCAGCAGCUGGACGAGAAAAUGUCUGUGGAAGACUCUUGGGUGUUUGAUUCGUUGGUGUGCUUCCUGCACGGCCCCAUUUGGAAUGCUCCUCUCCAGACAUUCAUCGAGCAAAAAUCCCUAGUCUUCGAUCCCAACCAGCAGCUGGAUGAGAACAACCCCGAUAUACUCCAGAUCCAUGAGGAGUACAAGAAUCUGGUUGAUUACAUGCUGGGCAGCUUUAUGGAGGAGAUGCAUAUAUCGCCGGAGCAGUUUGAAAUGGCCUGUCUCGAGGGCCGUCAGCAGGGGGGUCAGGGGCAGGGCGAGAAUCCUUUCCAGUUCCACCAGGUGCUGUUCCAGCAGAUAUGGGCAGCCAACGAUUUGAAGAUAUUCAUACGCAUGAUGACGCAACGCAAUGUGGAGCUUCAGCUGCAGGCUCUUGAUCUAAUCGAGAAAAAUCAAUUGGCCCAAAGUGUCGGCGUCGGGGAAGGAGGCGAAGAUGACCACAGUGCAGAGGUGGGCUCAGAUCAAGGGGACACCGCCUCGGAGGUUGAGCAAUUAAUAGCCAAGACCGUCGCCGAUGAACUCGAGAGUCCAGAGGCUGCGCUUACUCCCGAGCAUGAUCCCAGCCUGGAUUCGGUCAACGAUAAGUUUCAGCGCCUGAACUUAUUCUUCGAGCAGGAGGACCAAGUGGAUCCCAGCGACAUGGUGUCGCGGCAGGAGUACCUGCGCCGACAGCGCGACAAGAUUGUCGAGAUCAAGAAGCAAACGCGUGCCAAGCAGCUGCAGGAGACAAUGGCCCGGGGUACGCCGCAUGCCCCCGAGGGGGCACGUCCCAGCUCCGCUUUGGUGGCCCAGCAGCUGUUGGAGAAUGGGGGACGAACCACGGAGCUCUCGAUGCCGGCUCCCCUGGAAAGCGAAGAGAACGCUGCCCUCCAAUUGAGACGCAAUUUGGCCAAGCGCCUGCGCAGCGAAGUUGUGGAACAGAAGUGA
Molecule: messenger RNA, 1878 nt
Organism: Drosophila kikkawai
Lineage: Eukaryota; Metazoa; Arthropoda; Insecta; Diptera; Drosophilidae
Product: cilia- and flagella-associated protein 36
Cellular component (GO): ciliary base; axoneme
Source: RefSeq, a predicted model, not a curated record